Messenger RNA from Seminavis robusta, 1434 nucleotides. The record is from the annotation of a GenBank genome assembly. Lineage: Eukaryota; Bacillariophyta; Bacillariophyceae; Naviculales; Naviculaceae.
AUGAACCGAAGGACAAGACAGCCUCAGGCAGAGCCAGAGCCAGCGCCAGUGUCGGCACCCAAGCGAUCCCCACGACCACCCUCCAAACCCAAGCACAAACAGAUAAUCAGCACGAAUGUCCUCUUUUUGAUAGUGUUGGCCAUUGUGGCGGGAGUCUACGGGUUGGUUGUCUUUGGCUUUUACGAGCACGAAGAAUCUACGAGUAAUAGCCAGAACAACAAAAAUCAAGGUGGCAAACACAAUCCUGCUAUUGAAAGUAAACAAGAAGAACGACGCAUGGCCAAGCAGGAAAAUAAUAACAACUUGCGAGGAGGACAACAAGCAGCAGUCGACACUACCCAGUAUCCCUUCUGGAGAGACUUGGUGGUAAAAUUGGGAACAAUGUCGGCGGCCGAUGCUCUGCGAGAACUCAAAGAAAAGGAUCCCUUUGGUGUACGUGCCUUUGAACAAGCCUUGUUGGACCAGGAAACCAAUCUAGGUCGGCUCCUGGAACACGAUGAAAUUGAAGCCCUCUUUCCCUGUCCAUCGUCUCGCAUCACAUUGCCGGAUCAACGCAAUUUGCAAAAAGCACGAGAUUUUCGAAACAACAAACCCGGGACCUUUUUAUUCUUUCAACAUUUGCGCAAAGCCGGAGGAACCCAUUUCUGUUCCCUCGCUCAAGCCAAUCUACCCAAAAACAACGUGGCACAAUACUACUGCAUGCCCGACAUGAAAUGGUCGGGGGGCAAAAAAGCCGGAUAUCUCCAUGCGUGGGCGAAUGACGAAAUCACACGACGCAUGGCAGAAGAACACAGUCGAAUUGCCGGUAACGAAUGGGACUGGUUCGAUGUCGAACAUCAUUUUGACUUGCCGGCCGUAUUUGCCACCAGUUUUCGAUUACCACUCAAUCGGGCAUUGUCGCAGUUUCGAUUUGAAUGCGUCGAAGAUCGAGGAUGCAAAGGAUUGGAUGUGGAAACCUUUUGGACCCGACGAGAGGAUCUCUACAAUGUCUACACACAAACGUUUGCCGAUACGCCCAAAACGUUUGGGAAACUCCGAAAAGCAUACGAAGGGAUCGUCCCCGAUGCCGACCAGAGACGAGCCGAAAUUAUUGGCAGGGCGUUGGAUACUGUGGCCAAAUUCAAUCUCGUCUUGAGCAUGGAGUUCUUGGCAUACGCGGGACCUCUGGUGGAUAAGGUGUUGGGAUUUCAUGACACGUCCCCACUCACCAAACGGGUCCGACCACACAUCAAUCAAGCCAAGAGAAACGAUGGACAAGAAGUCAACGCAUUAGGAGCGGCAGGCAUCAACAAAGCAAGUUGGGAUCCCGAACAGUAUUUGAGCCCGGCACAGUACAAGAUAAUGAGCGAGCAUUUGGCCUUGGAUUCAAUCCUCACCGAUGCCGCCAGGAGAAUGUUCUUGGAACGGUUGAUCUGCACUGAUUUGGACGAAUAA